This is a messenger RNA of Orycteropus afer afer, 705 nucleotides long. It is a transcript of the gene KCTD5, whose product is annotated as potassium channel tetramerization domain containing 5. Gene Ontology annotation, molecular function: cullin family protein binding. The record is from RefSeq and is a predicted model, not a curated record. Gene Ontology annotation, biological process: proteasome-mediated ubiquitin-dependent protein catabolic process; protein homooligomerization. Bases 1 to 705 code for a protein of 234 amino acids. Gene Ontology annotation, cellular component: cytoplasm; Cul3-RING ubiquitin ligase complex. NCBI's taxonomy places the organism in Eukaryota, Metazoa, Chordata, Mammalia, Tubulidentata, Orycteropodidae. The transcript has 6 exons.
AUGGCGGAGAAUCACUGCGAGCUGCUGCCGCCGGUCCCGGGCGGCCUCGGGGCGGGGCUGGGGGGCGGCCUAUGCCGCCGUUGCAGCGCGGGGUUGGGCGGCCCGGCCCCGCGGCCCGGCACCGUGUCCAAGUGGGUCCGGCUCAACGUCGGCGGCACCUACUUCCUCACCACCCGGCAGACGCUGUGUCGAGACCCGAAGUCCUUCCUGUACCGUUUGUGCCAGGCGGACCCCGACCUGGACUCGGACAAGGAUGAAACUGGUGCCUACUUGAUAGACAGGGACCCCACCUAUUUCGGGCCUGUGCUCAACUACCUGCGACAUGGGAAGCUGGUGAUCAACAAGGACCUUGCUGAGGAGGGUGUGCUGGAGGAGGCCGAGUUUUACAACAUCACCUCGCUCAUAAAGCUUGUGAAGGACAGAAUCCGAGACCGAGACAGCAAGACAGCACAGGUGCCGGUCAAGCACGUGUACCGCGUGCUGCAGUGCCAAGAGGAGGAACUCACACAGAUGGUGUCCACCAUGUCCGACGGCUGGAAGUUCGAGCAGCUGGUCAGUAUCGGGUCCUCUUACAACUACGGGAACGAGGACCAGGCCGAGUUCCUCUGUGUCGUCUCCAAGGAGCUGCACAACAUGCCGUACGGCACGGCCAGCGAGCCCAGUGAGAAGGCCAAGAUUUUGCAGGAGCGAGGUUCACGGAUGUGA